CAAACAGUGUAAACUCACGUGUUGACUGCUUGGGGAACAUUAGACGCGGGCGUUCAGCCACGCAAGGAGACAACAUACAGUAUAAUUUGUUGCAGACAAAGGGUUACAUGAACAGCAAGCUUCCCUGGACUCAAGAGCGACCGGGCGUAGUUUCACGCCAGAAUUUUUAUUGAAAAUGUGUCGAUGUAGUGAUAGUUUCUGAACGACUGAUUUUGUGAACGUGUGUAGCGUACUUUUUAAUAAAACGUGUAAUGUUCAGUGCAAACGACCUUCAGGAAGGUAGCUGUUGACUAUUACUGUAUGUUUCUUAAACAAAUUUUGCAUGUUUGCGUGCUGCAUGCAUUUGUUCGCUUGCAAGGAUUACCUCAAAAUUAGUUCAGAUUGAAGUUAGGCCAGAAGAUAUCGUGUACGUACCUACCUACCUACCUGCCUGCUUGCUAACAAUGUAAAGGUAGUAAAAAAGUGUAGCAAUUAAUCUAGACUUUGCUCUCCGCAGUUUAGUAGGAUUUGACUAUCGUGUCCUUGACUUGGCAAUCAUGUUUUUGGCGGGUACACCUCUGUACUGGUACUUCGACUCUCCUGACAUAAUAUAUAGGAGGGAAGGAGCUUACAACAGUCGUCGGCGUAUGAGGGGCAAUUCGAGUCGCAGCGAUGUGGGGCGGACUGGCCCCCCAGCAGCUGGUGGGCGCAUGCAGACACCUGGUGGCCGAGGCGGCGGCGGCGGCGGCGGCGGCGGCGGCGGCGGCGCCCGGCGCGCCAGGAACAAGGUGGCGGCGCAACAGCAGGGUACUUCCACGCCAACACAACUGCACAGUAGGACUCCACACACAGAGUCUCAGAAGAGUUCAUUGUCUGCCCCACAUCAGAAGUCUCGUAUGGAAAAAAAAGUACUCAGUGAUUUUAUGCCUGAUGGUAAGUUUAAUCAAAAGAAUGACUCCCCCAGAAAGAGCCACAAGGUGGCUACUUCACAUAAUGUUGGAAAAAAGGCUGCUGAGGGAACAAAAUCAUCCAGACAUGCUGAGUUAAUAUUGCCAACCAAACCACGUGAGAGUGGCAGCACACUGCCAACAGCAAGAAAAGAGAAGCUGAAAAUAAAUGUUCCACAACUGACAAAUAGUAGCAACAGGUGUGGCAAAGACAAUAUUGGUCAUACUGUACCUGAACUAAUGGCUGAUAAAAACAUGAAAAGAUUGGAACAUUCCAGGGAAAGCUAUGCUCAAACUGUCAAAUUUCCAGUGCAAACAAAAACGCAGUCUGAGGAAUUAGACUUAAGAGCAUCAUCUGUACUAGAACUCGGUGGCGAAAGGGACAUCCCAGAGCCAACUAGCCCUACGUACUCUGACAACGAUUGUAGUUUCAUGACAUAUUCCAGUGAUGGAAUAUCUGUCAUCAUAAGCAAUGGUGGCUGUGUAUUACAUGAUGAACCACAUUCAAUUGUGCCACAUACAGCCAAGUCAGAUCUGGAGAAAUUGGGAAAAGCAUUGUGUGUUGAAAUUCCAAAGCAAGACAAUGAAACUGAUGAUGGUGUGAAGUCAGUGAAAUCUAUAUCACCAGUGUACACACCAGGGAGUACUUGCCCAGAACUAACUUUUUCUGGAUCUCCUCCACUUCUCAACAGCUUGGACUCCAUUAGCCCUGUGGACUCAGCAUGGUCCUCAAGAACCUUGUCUCCAAUCAGCUAUGAAUGCAAUUCACCGGCUGUUCUAACCAAAACAGCCUCCACUGCUGCCACUUAUGGUAGUGUGGUCACUACAGCUACUCCAACUACACCAGUUUGCAGAAAGAUCCCUUCCAAUAAUAGUACAACCACUCCAGCAAAUGCAGAUGACACUUGGCUGUGGCUUCCUGCUAUCAUUCCACCAUUGACGUUGUUGUUACGCUGGAUUUGGUUCCCAGCACCACCACCAAAUUUGCCAUGGAGGGAUCCAGUACUCAAAGAAAAUGAGAAGGCAGCACUAACUGCUCACUAUUAUUUGAGAGGGCCUCCACCAGAUCCUUCUAAUAUUCAGUGCAUAGAGGGUAGAUGGAAGAAGGAUCCAUACUGGAGAUGGAUCCCAUCAAAUGGGGAUGUGAGUGAAGGUGGACAUUGGUAUGAGUUGCCAACACCACCAGAGCCAGCUCAAGGAGCUUGGUAUCUUGUCUGGCCUGCAGAGUUACCAAUGAGUAGUUCCCCUUUUAUUCCUGGUCAUGGCACAUGGCUAACAGGCACAUACUAUGCUAAGAACAAUUUGAUGCCUACAAUGCUAUUACCUCAAAAGAACUUACCACUCAUGUAUAUGUAACUGAAACUUUCCAAGACAGUGCAUUUCAAAAUUAACAUUGCAAUUGUGCAAUGUCCAGUUCAAAAGAUUUGGAGAAUAAUACAAGCUACUGCUAAGGUUUUGUCCUUGUGGUUACUAUUUAACACCAUUAGUAAAUGGAAGUUAUGUAAUUGGGCAAUGUAUGAUUUAUAGCUGUGAGUUUGAAUCAUUGAAUAAGCAGCAGGCAUUUGGAAUGGGCAUGGGAGUUUCUAUAUUGUAGUAAUAUUUUCUUCUGAUAGCUGAGCUAAAAAUACUCCACAGAAAUUGUGUGUUUGCUAUGUGUUUAAAGAAAAAGAAAUAGAUGUACAUGAGUGAGACUGUUUAAGCACAAGUAUCCAGGUAAAGCAGAUUUAUGCUGGCAAUUUUCUGUUACCUCUUGUUAAGUGUUUACAGUUAACAUAUAUUAAAAUAAAUUGCCUUUAUACACCAAAAAUUUGUCACGUAUAGAAAAUCUUAACAAAGUGGAGUUGUAGUAUAUUUCUCCUGAAUCCUUAGAAAGAAAAUAACAAUGUUGUCUGACAAAUGGUUGUCCUGAUAUGGAAUGCAACAAACUCAAAUAUUGCCUUGUGGUUAAUAAAGGAGUUGGACCAUUGCGUUAUACCCAUCAGUACUGGUAGCUGAUUAAAUUAACACACAAAAAAAUCUUUGACUUGAAUUAAUCGGAUUUCAAAUGACUGCCUCAUUGAUGUGGGAAGUAAAUAGUAUUGCAAAACUAAUGUUGUAAACAGGUCUUUUUUUAAAAAAAGUAAAGCUAUAUUGUUCAGUCAGUUCUUUGUCAAAGCAUUCACAAUGAGGUACUGGAUGGUUACUUGAUUGGUUGGUAGGGAAACUUGAUGUUUAAUUUAAAGUAAGGUUAAAGAUGUGUGUUAUGGUUCAACAUGCUUAGUCCACUGCUCUCAGAUUUUAUUUAGAGUCCAUUGCAAAAUUAGUUGAUGUAAUUAAGAUUAUUAUGAAAACUUGAAAAUUGUUUACAAAUGAAGGUAUGAAAGUGAAACUCCAGUGACCCUGAUUAGAUUACUGUGUGUUGUUUUCAGUAUUGUUAGUGUUAUUGUAUAUUAGUACAUAUUUUAUGAAAUGUGUAGAUUAAUGUAGUGAUAGAAUUUCAUCCUUGCUAUGCAAUCAAAGCUAUUGUUAAAAUUCAUACUUCAUUUUGUUAAUGGGAAACAUACAGCUACUAAAAAUUGAGGAAGAGGAAUGAAAUUGGUAUACUUUCAUGUCAGCCUGCAAAAAGCAAAAAGUGCUGCAUGUUAACUGAACAUAACAUAAAAGUAUAAUCCACUGUAACUGGCAAGUUCAUCUAAGCAGGAAAUCGUGCAACUCAGCAGAAAUUACAUAGUAAAGAAUGUUAAGCAUAUGGAGCUGUCAAAUAAGAUUGAUGUUUCAAAAACUUAAAUUUUUUCACUGAGUAAAUGAGCCAGCAACCAGUGUAUAAACUUUAAACAGAUUUAAGGCUGUACUAUGGAAUUGUUUUAAAUUUCAAACUGUUCCAGAAAACCUUUUCUCCAAGACAACGCAUUCCAGAUUUUCAACACUAACAUUAGUAAGUGGAAUACCAUCUGUAGAAAUGAAAUAUUAAACUAGGGAAACACUUUUGUCAAUUCUGGAGACAGUAAAUGUCACAAAAUAUAAUAGGUGUUCCCAAUAUAGUAUGCUGUACUGUGAUUAUAAUGGUGUGUGUGUGUGUGUGUGUGUGUGUGUGUGUGUGUGUGUGUGUGUGUGUGUGUGUUGUAAAAAAAAAAUAAUGUAAAUAAUGUACUAUUUUGGCAUUGUAAAUUUUGUGAUGAAAAAUCUGUAAAUAGUUUGUGAUAUGUUUUUACAGAAUAGUAAGUGUAUAGUAAAUGUAAGAUGCAUAAAUUAUUUAUCGUGGCAUGUUUUGUGCAAUUCCUGAAAUGUGAAUCAUAAUGUCCUUUUAAAUUUAAUGUUUGACGAGACAAGUAAGACUGAUAGAAGUUGUCAAAGUUGAUAUAAUCACUAUGUAUUGAAAACUGAUAGUUAUAAAUUUGAAUAAAGGCACUGAAUGUUAA
This is a messenger RNA of Schistocerca gregaria, 4324 nucleotides long. RefSeq lists its product as uncharacterized. The coding region runs from base 537 to 2282 and encodes 581 amino acids. The transcript is spliced from 5 exons. The record is from RefSeq and is a predicted model, not a curated record. NCBI's taxonomy places the organism in Eukaryota, Metazoa, Arthropoda, Insecta, Orthoptera, Acrididae.